AUGGUAUUAAGAAGUGAUAGAGCACAAGCUGUCCGUCCAUACCAUUCUGUUGCCUGUCCCGUGAGUAAAGGUUUUAAGCUGAACAGCCACCACACUCAUUUCCUUCUUGUAGACAAUGGCACUGUUGACCAGUAUGGAUGUGAGAUGCUAGUCAGACGCAAGUUUGAGAAGUACCUAUCGAUGCAGCAUGUCAAUGCCCGACGUCAGGUACCAGUGGUUAGUGUUGUGGUUGAAGGAGGAGCUAAUGUUGUACGUACAGUACUAGCCAACGUCAGUGGGGAUCCACCAAUACCUGUUGUGGUCUUUGAUGGCACUGGAAGAGCUGCAGAUAUCAUCGCAUUCAUGCACAAGUAUACCAGUGAAAAUGGGAUGUUAUCAGCUCCAUUAAAAGAACAGAUACUGGAGACAAUCAAACACACAUUUGAUUUCAGCCACAGGCAGAGUGAGAAGCUCUACCAUGAGCUUGAACAAUGCAUGAAAAAGAAAGAAAUGAUAACUGUAUUUUGCUUGAGUACGGAAGGAGUUGAAGACUUUGAUCUUGCCAUCUUGACAGCCCUGUUGAAAGCUCAGACUAAGUCUUACUCAGAUCAGCUUAAUAUGGCCCUGUCUUGGAAUAGGGUGGAUAUUGCCAAGAAACAGAUCUUUGUCCAUGGUAGAGACUGGCCAGAAGGAGUUCUUGACCAAGUAAUGAUGGAUGCUCUGACAAAUGACAAAGUAGAAUUUGUCAAACUACUCAAAGACAAUGGCGUCAAUAUGCACAAGUUCUUGACUGUAGCAAGAUUAGAAGAACUGUACAAUACGAAACAAGGUCCAGGCAACACGCUCCCACAUUUGGUCAAAGAUGUUAGAAAGCAUCAUCACCAGCUAUUGAAGUACUCGUUGUAUGAUAUGGGUUUAGUCUUUGAGAAUCUGAUGGGCGGUACCUACCAAUCAACGUACACAGAUAGAAGAUUCAAAGCUCUUCACCAGACUACUCUUAAAAAGGGUCUGUCUUUCGCCUUACUAAUGGAAAGAGAGGUCUCUGAUGCCACUAUCCCUCCAAUUGAUCGCUAUCUCCAGACCUUCCCGUUCCCGUUCAAUGAACUCUUCAUCUGGGCGGUCCUUACCAAACGCCAUGACAUGGCCUUGUUUCUCUGGAGACAGGAUGAGGAAGCUCUUGCCAAGGCACUGGUUGCUUCAUCACUGUACCGUGCCAUGGCCAAGUCAGCGGAAGUCAUGAAUCUGGAAGCUGAAAGCAGCGGGGAACUCAGGAGAUAUGCUCAGGAAUUCAAUGAUCUAGCUAUGGACUUGUUAGAUCAGUGCUACAGAGAGGAUGAGGUCUUGACCAUGCAACUCUUGACCGUUCAACUGGACAAUUGGAGCAAGCAUACCUGUCUGAGUUUGGCUGCCAUGGCCCAGCACAACAUGUUCAUGGCACAUGCCUGCUGUCAGGUUUUACUCAAUGAUCUUUGGCACGGUGGUAUGCAGGCACAAAAGUAUAUCAACAUCAAGGUUAUAACAAGUCUUCUGUUCCCUGUCUGCAUCUUUGCUAUUGGAUUCAAGACCACCGAAGAGCUUCUCCUUAUGCCUCAAACCUUGGAGGAACAUAUGCAGGAUGUAGAGGAUGCUGAUAGACCUUCUAUAACAUCAUCUACAUCAUUCACUAGGUUACAUAACAUCAAGGAAGAAGAGGAGAUACCUAUGGAGAGGAAAGGUCUUCGUCAGCGGCUUACUAUGACAUCCAAAGAGAUUGAUCCCAUAGAGGAACCGUGUGAGAGAAAAGCUACUCAGAAACGCCAGCUCAGUGGGGGAAAGAAGCUCUAUGAAUUCUUCAAUGCUCCCAUCACCAAGUUUUGGUCUUACACUAUAUUCUACGUAGUAUUCAUGUUCAUGUAUAACUAUGUAUGCCUGUUUCGGAUGGAAGCAAUGCCGUCAUUCUUUGAGUGGAUCGUCAUCCUCUACAUAAUCACAACCGGCAUGGAGCAUGUCAGAGAGCUCAUGUUAGCUGAGCCCACCAAACUUGCACAUAAGUUUCGUGUCUUCUACUCUGUCUUCUGGAAUGUCCAUGAUGUAAUCGCCAUCGUAACCUUCAUGACCGGUUUCAUCCUUCGUAUGGUGCCAUCGACCCAUCUAUCUGGUAGAGUGGUCUACUGUGUGGUCAUUGUUCUAUGGUAUUUGAGAUUCCUGGAGAUUCUGAGUGUUAGUAAUUAUCUAGGACCUCUCAUUAAUAUGAUUGGUAAAAUGUUACGGGAUAUGUGCUACUUUCUAGUAGUAUUGAUAAUCAUUCUGGUGAGCUUUGGUGUGAUUCGUCAGUCUAUUCUAAACCCUGAUGUUGAACCUAGUUGGUGGCCUGUAAGAGAAGUCCUUCAUGAGCCAUACUGGAUGAUUUAUGGAGAAGUCUAUGCUGGCAAGAUUAAUCCUCCGUGUGGAGAUGGACCAGACAUGGAGCCUUGUCUUACGGGUCAUUGGGUCGUUCCCGUGGCGAUGUCCAUUUAUUGUUUAGUAGCCAACAUUCUGAUUGUCAAUAUGCUCAUUGCUCUCUUCAACACCACCUUUCAGCGGAUAAUGCCAAUCGCUAAUCAACUGUGGAAGUUCCAACGGUACCAUGUGACCAUGAAAUAUGAGCAGAAGCCCAUCCUCGUACCUCCCUUCACAAUUAUAUACUAUCUGUAUUCCCUCUUCAAGUUUGUCGUUUGCCAGUGUCGAAAAUGUGAGAAACGACAAAAGGACAUCAGACUCAAACUGUUCUUGGACAGAGAGGCUAUGGAUUCCGUUCGUGACUUUGAGGAAGCAUGUUUAGAACUCUAUCUCAAGGACAAAGAAAUUCAAAGACAGGUCUCAAGUGAAGAGAGACUGCGAGAAGUUGCUGAAAGGACUGAGGAUCACUCUUAUCAACUUGAAGAGAUCGUAGAGAAGGAGAAUAUUUCCAAGCUUGGUAUGAGAUCAUUUGAACGUAGACUGAUGAGGGUAGAAGAGGCUUCCUUCCAAACAGCCAGGAACAUCAUGGACAUCCGUCAACUUCUUAUGAAUAGCUUGCUGCCAGCAGAAAGCAACGAGAACCUUCUUGGUGUUCGUGAGUCGCGACUGAAGAGUGCUAGCGAUAGUGCCCUGAAUCAUGAUGCUUGCCCAAGUGACAAGAGUACAAAGAUUCAACGAUGGAAAGCAAAGAGCGGUGGCUCGUAUCCGCCCAUGCAAAAACCAAAGGUACAUGAUAGGGGAAAGCCAGGUGUUGGGAGUCUUUCACGCAAAGAAGGUGAGCUAUUGAGGGAGAAUCCGGAAUUCAGUGUAGAGAGGGUAAGUCCUCGAACUGGACGCAGGAAACUGGUAUCCAGUAAGAACUUUGAUGAUGGAUCUCUUGAACUGAAAUCAGGUGGAGCAUCAUCCAAAGACAGUAGUCAUGACUCAGAGAGAGCAAUGCGUAUUGACUCUCAUAGUGCUGAAAGCAGUGGAGAGAGUGACCUUCGUCCUUUGACCCCUGAUAAAGAAGAUGGCCUAAAGGCGCUUGGCAGUCCCACAAAAGUUCCUACGGUCAUCCUUGAACAAGGUAGGAGUGAUAUCAAGCGAAAUCACAGCCACAAAGUCCUAAGAUUAAGUACGUUUGAACGUUACCUGUCCAUGGUAGCUCCUCAACAAGACAUUGAAAAUCCUCGUCCAGGUCCGGUUAGGAGGCAAGUUGGUGCCGAAUCUGGUGUGGCCAAAGACCAUGACAGACAUCUUGGGAUGAGACAUAUAGACUCUGAGAGUAAUAUGUCUGUGUACAGUAACACUAGCGUCCAGACACCCAAACUGGGAACCAUGCAGCGUCCCAUGCCGUAUGUUUCUGCCCCAGUCUACUCCACAAUUACUGAUCAUAUUGAUCUCAGCUCGGUGAACGCCAACCGCCUCCAUGAUCUCGGAGCUUCCACAUCCAGCACUGGAUACAUCUCCAUGAAUGAUAACAUAGAUAAUGAAAUGCCUGCAUCGCCAUCUCCGUUUGUUCGUCCCGGUAUGGGCUUGGACUUCACUCCCUUCACAAGUCUGAGCAUACGAUCCGACACACUAGUCUCACCUACCAGACCUGACCACCUGAAGAAAGUGGAGCAGGGAUGUUACGAUAUCAUGGAUGACAGUGAGUCCGAUCAAGACCAGACUAGGCUUAGAACCGAUAUUGAAGAUGAAGAGGAAAGUGGGAUAGAAUUCGCUGUUCGGAAAUCUUCAGAGUCUCAGACAAGCCAGGAGAGCAGAGAAGAGGGAACGAGGGAGACCACUUUCUAAAGACUGUUUACCAAAGGAAUGGUAUUCUCUAUAUAUAUACACCAAUUGAUGGUGCAUUGAUAAAUGUAAAGAUUAUUUAUUUUCAUAGUUUGAAACUCAUUGUCAGGUAAAAUGAAAGAUUUUGCAGUCUGUAUAAAAUACAUCUUGUGUGAAAGAUGUUAUCUGAAAUCUUGUGUAAGUGAUGAAAAUUAUCAUAUGAAUUAUAAUAAUAAUAAUAUUAGUAUUGAUAAUAAUAAUUAAGUGCAAAUGGGGGCAUUUCCCUUCUUUUGGGGACCCCUUUUUCUUUUUUUUUUGUUAUGCCUGUCUGGAAGUUUUUUUAAGAUGGGAAAGUGCCUCCAAUAAUGAUGAUUGUUCACCUUUUUUUUGCUCAGAAAGUGUUUGCCCCCCCUGUAAAUCCUGGAUCUGCCUCUGAUAGUGGUAGUUAUAAUAGUAACAAUAAUAAUAACAGUGAUAAUAACAAUACUUAUAAUGGUAUCUACAUUAAUAAUGAUAACAGUUUAUAAUUAAUUGAAAAUUUGUGAAAAAUGGUCACUAUACCUGUGUAAUAUUUUUAGGUAAAAUAAUAGUCUUAAAAAAGUACACUCCGGAAUAAACAAAAAUGAGCAUUACCAAUGAUUAAUCAUAACUUAAAAUGUAAUAGACAAAUGACUUAUUGUUGUAAAGCUUAGGGUCUCUUCUUUCAUCUGGUACAACUUAGAUGAUUAGUCAUGUGUGCAUGAGUGAACAAAAGCAAAGGAUACCAAGAAGUCACUUCCAAACGGUUCUAUCUUAAUGUCUAAAAUUAUAGUAUUUGCUCUUUUAUUUGAUAGCCCAACCCAAGAAAAUAACCAAGAACUAAGAACUUUCUCUUUCUUUUUCUUAAAUAAUGCUUGCAUUUCAUAAUGCAAAUAUGUUUUCACGGAUUCCCUACCAUAGCUAUCACACAGUUAACAAAAGACUCAAUGCACGGCUGAUCAUCAACAAAAUGGAGUGUUGAGUAAGUCUGAGUUAAUUGAUAAUUUUUCGCUGAAAUCCUCCUGAUCAGUGAGGAUGACCAAAGGAUACAAGGGCUCAAAUUAUGCAUUCAAAGGCCGUUUUUAUUUUUAUUUUGAAGGGCACUAAUAAAGGAACGAGAAUGCAGCAUUCAUUUUAGGGGGUAUUCAAGGCCAUUACAAAAGGGCAUCAAUAGAAAAAUGUACUUCUCAAAAGGGACACAUGCUCUGGAUUACGACUGGGCACCAAAGCCUCGGGGCAUCUUAUGUUGACCUUGAGUCUACAAAUAUUUUGAAGAGCAUCAAGGUCAUUUCUGGGGUCAUCAGAGGUCAUGACCUAGGAUGGCCUUGGGUUAAUUCAAGCCCUGGAUACAGUCUUGUGAGGGUUCAAAGAAGUACAUGUCAAAGAGAAGGGAAAAGAGUGACCAAUCUCUUCCUAUUGUUCACAUCAAGGCCCUGUCACGUAAAGCCUAGCGAUUGAUUAUUGGGGCUGCUUUUUUAUGAUUGAACAUACACAAUAUUCAAUGCAAUCAGUCAUAGAAUCAGCAGAAUGAUCAAUUGCUGAGCUUUAUUCCAUGGGUCCCAGAUGAUUCAACAUAUCAAACACUACACAGAGCUAACUGGUACUCUCCUACCCUCUUAUCCACCGUGCCCCAGGGGGUCGUUUCAUAAAGCUUUUUGAAAGUUAAGAGUGACUUUAAGAAUGACUGGUGAUCCUUAUGCGCUUAACCAUCGCCAAUGAAUAUACCAUUUACCACAAGAAAAGAUCACCAGUCGUUCUUAAAGUCGCUCUUAACUUACAAACAGCUUUAUGAAACUCCCACCAUGAACCACUGAUUUUUUUCGUUUAUGGCUCACUAAUUUGUUAUACCAAUCUAUAAUCUCUGACAUAUCGUUGGAUAGUCUUUGGCAGGUGGCUGUUUCGUAGAGCUUUACAAGUUACCAGUGAUCCUUUCUUGUUUUGGUAAGUGAAACAUGCCAGAUAUUCAUUGCUACUGAUAUAGUUCCUAAGGAAGGGUCACCAGUCGUUCGUAGGGUCGUUCGUAACAUACAAACAACUUUAUGAAACACCUGCCAGGACUGUUCUGUUAAAUCAGUUGAGCAGACAACACAUCCUAGAUCCCUAGACCUGAUUUAAAACAGCCCCACAAAUCCCAUCUUCAUCAUGGUGGAAAGAUGAAUGGAGAAUUAAGAGAGGAAAGACAGGAGAAAUAACAUAUAAACCAACAGAUAAAAUCUAGACUAUUUGACUGAAAUCCAUAUCAAGAAGAUCAACUGCUACUCAGUUUAAGAAUUGUAAUUCUUACCAAAGUGUGUGACUAGUAUAGUGUGUUUCAAAUUGCAUUGCUCAUAUCUAUUGUUAUUUAUAUAUUUUGAAAUCUCUAUUUUUCACUUCUAUGUGAUUAAAGAACGUGUUUAUACACUCUCAAGAAAUCUGCAUGUACAUUGCAAGUGAGAGAGAUUUAUUAGGUUUGUAUCUCCAGUCAGAAGGGGUUUAUAUCAAAAAGUUGGAAUGUCUUGGUAUUUUGUAAUAGAUUCAUAAUCAUUUGUGAUUAAAACUAUUGAUAAAUUAAAAGACAAAUUAUUAAAGAUAUGGGAUGCACUUGGUUAUCUAUUAACUUUACUUAUUUGAAUGGAACACUACAUAUUAUUUUUGUUAUGCAUAUUUUCAAUGAAAUUAAGAUGUGCAGUACUGUAAUGCAAUGUUUUAUUUCAUAAGAAAUAGGGGCAUAUUAGUGCAAUGGAUAUAGGUACAGUUAUAUGUUUGAAAUAUGUAUAUAUUAUCUGUAACUAGUUUUAUGUUCAAUUGAGAUAUAUAUGCUGGGAAAAUUCAAAGGUCAUGCAUGGUUCAAAGAACAGUUUUAUGAGGAAUAUGGCUGAUAUACAAAAUAGAGAUCCAGUGUUCUUACACAUUAUUUCAUUUAUAUUAUAUUUUAUUAAAUGAAGAAUAUUUGAUUUUUUUGUAGAUUUGACAGUAAGGAAGCUCUUAUGCAAUAGGUUACAACGAUGUCAAUAUUCUCACAGCAGUCAGUCAUAGGUUUUACUUUCAUUUUGAAGCAAAAUUUGAAUAUUUCAUUAAUCAUUCAUGAAAAUAAUACAAGUAAUUGUAAUGUAUUGCCUAAUUUUAUCAGAAGUAAAGCACUACACAACAGUUCAUAUUUGUUUGUUGAGAAAGUCAGAAAGUGUCUGUGAUUGAAAAUGGCAUAUUAACCCAUUGGUCCAUAUUCUCAAAAGAGGUUUCAGUUGUACCAGUACAAAACCAUGGACUAUGCAGAUUUCUUGUAUUAUUGUGCAUCAUUCCAGAAUAAAAUGAGCGCCCUUUAGCGCCCUAUAGCGCCCCUUGCCAAAAGCGCACAUUUAUAACUGGACUUUUCUUAGUAUUCAUGAUGAAAGAGGAAUAAUUUUGCACCAUCUGUAUAGUCCAUGGUUUUUGUACCAUGGAAAAUUGAAACCUCUUUUUAGAAUUUGGGCAUUAGAGGUACAGUGGAGACACUUGCAGUUUCUCAUCCUGAAUGUUCACACAUGGAAUAUGAAUAGAAAGAGCAAAAUGUACUGGAAAAAAAAUGAUACCAUUUGUCACAGGAAAAAUGACAAAGCCAGCUAGAAAUUACUUCUCGGCUCGAAGAGAGCGUUUAUUCUUUUCUCUUCAUAUUCAUGGCCUGUGCAAAGGCUCCAAACAUAAAAGAAAAAACAAGCAUCGGCUAACAUAUAAAACCCACAUGUAAUUCUCGAUGACACCAUUCCUACUACAGCAUUACAUGCUUUCCCUGAAUAAAAGCUAUCAUUACACACUCUUAAUUGAAAAUUUGAUUAAAACAACAAAAUCACUGUUACAUAAUGCAAAUUGGUAAUUUUUCUGAAAAUUUGUUCUUUAUCAUUGAUUUUCACUCAUGUUAUAUAUAUAUUUUAUUAUUUGGAAA
Molecule: messenger RNA, 8125 nt
Organism: Lytechinus pictus (painted urchin)
Lineage: Eukaryota; Metazoa; Echinodermata; Echinoidea; Temnopleuroida; Toxopneustidae
Product: transient receptor potential cation channel subfamily M member 3-like
Exons: 19
Coding region: 1-4233 (1410 amino acids)
Biological process (GO): monoatomic cation transmembrane transport; metal ion transport
Cellular component (GO): plasma membrane
Molecular function (GO): monoatomic cation channel activity
Source: RefSeq, a predicted model, not a curated record